UCAUCUGUGUCCUCCAUGUGCUCAUGCCUGAUUCACCUCUUCGAACUCGGCUACCGUAUUCCACUGGAAUUGGGAAGAGGGGAACCAAAUUUAAGAUUUCGUAGAUUUUGCAUUUCCCUGCAUAGCGAUGAGAUCUCAUUCAUAAUUUCGGCAGCGCCAAGACAAUCUGAUAACGAUGUUGAGAGUGAAGACAAUAACGGGGAGGCCCAUAAUGAAGACCAUGGCGUGGAGGGGGACAAUAUUGAAGACACGGACGAGGAGGGGGACAACAACGAAGACAUCGAUGAUGUCAUUGUUGACAGUGACAGCGAGCGUGAAGAGGGUGAGGCGGACAACGCCGAUACAGACAGCGACGGCCAAAACGAGGAUAGCGAUAACAGUUCGCUGCUGGAAGCCGACCACUUUGCGUGGAUCCGCUUCAUCUGGCAGGUGUGGCCGUUUUCCUGCGGCAACAUAUUUGAGGAAAUCGUCUUCGAAUUCCACGGCGUUCACGAGGACGAUCUGAUCAUUCGUGCCUUCGAUGUCAUCCAGGAGCACGUUGAAGAAAAUGACGGUAAUGACAACAUCGAAAGCGACGACCACGUCGCGGAAGACAACGUGGGAGAGGCCGACGCCAAUCAGUGUCCGGAGGAAGUGGAGGAGAUCCCCUUGCCUUUGCCCUUGCCGCUGGUGAGUGACAAUCCUAAACCUGAGGAACGGGAAGAGAAAGAUGUGCAAUGGUGGCAUGAUUAUAACAGCUCUGAGAGUGUUGACGAGGAAGACCCGGACCCACAAGACGGCAAAGCGGAGAAAUCAGGACCACGGGUAGACUUGAGCGAUAAACGUGAUCACAGCACCAGUAAUGGAGAUUUGACUGAGGAACAGGAAGCACCGGAUGAUGGCGUCACUUGCUUUGGUAAUCCGGAGGAGGAGGAAGACCCUUUACCUGGACCGUCCAGAAAGAGGCCGAGGGACGAGGGCUCAAGACAUCAAUUUGAAACAGGACGCAGAAAGCGUUUCUGUCCCCAGAAUGAUAACAACUCUGACGGCAGCCCAGACUGAGACGACUCAAAAGAAACUCAUGAGUAGACCUUUCUCCCGACAUCAAAAAGUCCAAAAAAGAUGGAUUGUCUAUAUUUUUGCAUGCAAACACCACCCGGGAGAGAGUCUGUGCUUUUGAUAAUAAUAAUAAUAAUAGUAAUACAUUUUAUGUGUUUGUCACUUUACAUUUGAACAACAAAUCUCAAAGUGCUACAGAGUAAAAACAUCAUAAAAGCACCAACACAAGACAGUAAAAAAUAUAAAAAUUAGCUAUAUGCUUUUUAAAAAGGUAGGUUUUUAGCCCUUUUCUUACUGUCACUCACACACAUAAACAUGUACGCACGCAAGUCAGGAAUUUCCCCGUGGCGACUAAUACACACACUGCAGUACAUACGUUUGACCACUUGUCAAACACUUCACACACUAAAACAGGGGUGUCAAGUCAUUUUACAUUGGAGGCCACAUAUGAGAAAAAUCUACUGCGAAUUGGGCCAGACUGCUAAAAUCACGACACGAUAACUUAAAAAUAAAGACAACUUCACAUCGUUUUCUUUGUUUAAAAAUAUAACAAGCACAUUCUGAAAAUGUCUAAAUCAUAAUGUUGUUGGGGUUUUUUUUAUACUGCGGUUAAUAGUAUUCUACCUUUAUUUGUCGUUAUUUAUACUUUCUGAAUAAAUUAUGUGAUAAUGUUCAUCAGUCAACUCUUUGGUGUUAAUUUUCAAUUUAUGUAGAUACAAAAAAAUAUGCCAAAAUAAAAUUACAAGAUGUUGUUUAUGUAAUUUGUUCGUUUUCCUAGACUGGUGCACUAACAUACUUGGUUUAAUUUGUACAUAUAUAGCAUCAUGUACAAAGAUACAAAAAAAAUGCAAUUGCGACAUACAGUGAACACAUUUUGAUCAGCUGUGCUUUCAUUUAAAAAAUGUCAGGUUAAUUUUUAUACUUAUCAAACUCAUCCCGGAUAAGACCUGGUCGUGGGCCUUGACACCCCUGCACUAAAAGCAUGAAGGCUUACCUCCAGGGAACAAUUUAAAAAAAAAGACAUGCAUAGGAGCCUGUUUCCUAUUGCUUUCCAUGCUUUUUGGCAAUAUUUGGACCCAACAAAGAGGGCUCAAAGAUUAGACAAAUUAUGGUCAUGGUUUAAAUGUAUUUUCCAACAUGCAUACAGUUACAAUAAGGUACAUCACAUAUUUCCAGCUCCUCGUCACAUUUCCAAAAAGCAAUCAGUGGAGGUUAGUUUGUGUCUUUAUUA
Messenger RNA from Nerophis ophidion (straightnose pipefish), 2269 nucleotides. RefSeq names its product clumping factor A-like. Lineage: Eukaryota; Metazoa; Chordata; Actinopteri; Syngnathiformes; Syngnathidae. Bases 16 to 1041 code for a protein of 341 amino acids. The transcript is spliced from 2 exons. The record is from RefSeq and is a predicted model, not a curated record.